AUGUGUGAUUGCCAGGCGCCUUGUUCUGGUGAUGGUACUCUGCGUAAAUCGCCCGAUCUGUGGUCCAGAUGGCAUCCUAAUGCCGGCCUCAGCUGUCACAGGCUACAGCGUUCAAUUUUGAAACGUACGGCUACUCUGGUGAAGGUUGGAGGCGUUAUUGUAUAUUCGACUUGUGCAUUGAAUCCGAUUGAAGAUGAGGCUGUGGUGGGCAGUGUUGUGGCGGCAUCUGAGGGAGCGUUGGAGUUGGGAGAAUGGAAGGAGGCUCCGAAGGGUCUUAAAUAUGAGAAGGGCGUUUCGUCGUGGAAGGUUAAGAGCGGCGGUCGAUGCUUUGGAAAACAGUAA
Messenger RNA from Perkinsus marinus ATCC 50983, 342 nucleotides. RefSeq lists its product as hypothetical. Gene Ontology annotation, molecular function: tRNA (cytidine-N5)-methyltransferase activity; tRNA binding. Gene Ontology annotation, cellular component: nucleus; cytoplasm. Gene Ontology annotation, biological process: tRNA methylation. Bases 1 to 342 code for a protein of 113 amino acids. NCBI's taxonomy places the organism in Eukaryota, Perkinsozoa, Perkinsida, Perkinsidae. The record is from RefSeq and is a predicted model, not a curated record. The transcript is spliced from 3 exons.